CUUCUGGAGCCAUGCCCGCCGCCCGCGCCCGGCCCCUCCCCGCCGCUCGCGCGCCUCUCGGCCGGCUUCGCAGAGCCUCCUCCGCCCAGUGCUGCCAUGAAGGGCUGGGGACAGAAGCUGGAGCUGCUGACAGGACUGUUGCUCCAGGAAGUGACCAUGGCUAGCCUACAUGAGCAGCGGUUUACAGAGGAGAAACCUCUGCUCCGUGGACAAGAUGCUGAGAUGGAGAAUUCAGACACUUUCCUGCCUGCAGUGGACACUGACUGGAAGGAGCAUGACAUCGAGACACCCUACGGACUGCUGCACGUCGUCCUUCGGGGAUCUGCCAGAGGGAACCGCCCAGCCCUCCUGACUUACCAUGAUGUGGGGCUCAAUCACAAGCUCUGUUUCAACACUCUCUUCAACUCUGAGGAAAUGCAAGAGAUCACAAAGCACUUUAUGGUGUGCCAUGUGGAUGCACCUGGGCAGCAGUCUGGGGCCUCCCAGUUUCCCCAGGGGUAUCAGUACCCGUCCAUGGACCAGUUAGCUGCCAUGUUGCCCAGUGUGGUCCAACAUUUUGGGUUCAAGUAUGUGAUUGGAAUUGGAGUCGGAGCAGGUGCCUAUGUUCUUGCCAAAUUUGCACUGAUCUUCCCAGAUCUGGUGGAAGGCCUCGUUCUGAUCAAUGUUGACCCAAAUGGCAAAGGUUGGAUUGACUGGGCUGCCAGCAAGCUCUCUGGCCUGACCAGCACAUUAUCUGUGGUGCUGUCUCAUCUGUUCAGCCAGGAGGAGUUGGCCAAUAACAUGGAGCUGGUACAGAGCUGCCAGCAAAUUGCCAGCACGGUGAACCAGUUCAACCUGCAGCUCUUCUGGACUAUGUACAACAGCCGCAGAGAUCUGGAGAUGAACCGCCCUGGCAGUGCGCCCAAUGCCAAGACGCUCCGCUGCCCGGUGAUGCUGGCUGGUAGCGACAACGCCCCUGCAGAAGAUGGUGUGGUUGAAUGCAACUCCAAGCUGGACCCAACUACCACCACUUUCCUGAAGAUGGCUGAUUCCGGAGGGCUUCCCCAAGUGACUCAGCCUGGGAAACUGACUGAGGCGUUCAAGUACUUCCUGCAAGGAAUGGGCUACGUGGCGUACCUGAAGGACCGGCGGCUGAGUGGAGGAUCAGUGCCCUCAGCCAGCAUGACGCGCUUGGCCCGCUCACGCACAGCCUCCCUCUCCAGUGCCAGUUCGGUGGAUGGCAGCCGUCCCAGAGCCUGCACCCACUCCGAAAGCAGUGAAGCUAUGGGCCAGAUCAACCACACCAUGGAGGUGUCCUGCUGAGAAUCCCCAAUGCCUUCCUUUGGCCACCAUCUUUGUUUGGAGAGCUGUGGCCAUCCACCAUUGCAUCACUCGUCAGCUGCUGUUUAUGCCGCUUCUUGUGGCUUCCCCUUGUCUGCCCAUCUCUUCCAAUGCCAUUACAAAGUUGAAGCAGGAAGUAGCAGCUUCCUAUCUAAGGCUGCCUUCCUGUUUGUUAGAGAUGUCAUUUUAGAGUAGCCGUGUUCCCUUGCUCCAAUCUGUCCUUCACAAGCAGUCCAUUGGUUCCUGUAGCAACAGAACUGGCCUGUUUCCCCCAGAGCCUGGAGGCAAGGAGGGCACAGCUUGGGAUUGAUUGGCCUGAGGGUAUUUCCCCAUUGGAGCUUCUCUGCUUGAUGUGCUCAGCAUUUCCCCAGCAAGUCUCUGCUCCUGGCCAUUGGUGGGAUGGAAAAUGGCAGAGUUCAAGGCUAGUCUAGCCUUGUAUUUGGAAGGUGAUCUAUAGCUCAAGUGAUGAGCCAGCUGCAGCUCUGGCAGACGCUUGAACUGCAGUUGAUUCUAGCUGCUGGGUGCAGUCAUGAAGGACAAGAACUGGGACAAGGCACAAGGCUUGGGAGCCGUAGGGGCUUGUGUGGAAAGGGACUGCCUGGAUAACAGAGAGGCAGCCCCUGAUGGAGGCCUUGCUUGAGGGGCUCACAGUGGGAGCAGCAGGAGCCUCUGCUCACAGGGAAGAUCAGAUCUGUUCCAAGAAUUCUUUGAAGCCACUUGAUCGUCUUCAAUAGCCGGGUUCCCGCUCAGGGGAUCCACCUCCUAGCAGCCUUCCUGCCCACCCCCCAGCGGUGGGGAGGAGUGCUGACCGGGGCGGAUCAGCAGCGUCGGCACCUCCACCGAGGCGCUUAGAUUAGAGCAGGUGGGCAUCGGAGCACCACAGCUACGCAGGCAGGAACCUUCCCGCACUUCUUGCACCUCCCCCUUCACGAGGCUAGGACAUGGGACUAAGGGAAUAAAGACAGGCCGGGGGGAAGAUGGCAGGAGCCCCAGACAGGAAGGUCGGAAGCUCUUUAUCAUUCAAAGCGGCUGCUAGUCAGGCCGAUUCCCACGCGGCGGGGGAUAAAGAGGACUCGGCCCCCUCCGGAGGGACCGCCUGGUUCAUUUUGCGUGGAGCAGGGAGUCCCCGCGGAGAGUCUGGCUGGGCGGCCCCUUCGAGCCCCGGGCACCCGACUCUCCGCUACCCUGCGGCCUCGGGUUGAAAGGCAUCCAGCCUCCGGCCUGGAACUGGCAGCCUCGAAACAGCUUCCCGGGACGGGAGGGCCGCCCCUUCCUGUUGGUGGGCGGGGCCUGCUGUCCGGGGAAGGCCUGUGGGGCGGGUGGUGGUGGUCCGAAGGGGGAGGGUCUCUCCCGGGGCACGUCGCGUCACCGUGAUCGCGAGCAUCUUCCUUUGUCUCGUUCCGGCUCCAGGGCGGAAACCGACCGAAUUGUCAUGUUUUGCAGCGCAUUGUAGACUUGGAACCCAUUAAACAACCGCAUCUUUAUUUCA
Molecule: messenger RNA, 2809 nt
Organism: Thamnophis elegans (Western terrestrial garter snake)
Lineage: Eukaryota; Metazoa; Chordata; Lepidosauria; Squamata; Natricidae
Gene: NDRG4
Product: NDRG family member 4
Biological process (GO): brain development; signal transduction; positive regulation of ERK1 and ERK2 cascade
Cellular component (GO): cytoplasm
Source: RefSeq, a predicted model, not a curated record